This is a messenger RNA of Ectocarpus sp. CCAP 1310/34, 898 nucleotides long. Lineage: Eukaryota; Phaeophyceae; Ectocarpales; Ectocarpaceae. The record is from the annotation of a GenBank genome assembly.
GUAUCAUUCAUAGGUGAUGGGUACUUUGAAGGUGUUGGCGUCGGGAUGCUGCUUCCAGGACGUCGCUUCCUUCUCUCUGAUGAGCCGCACGACCGCAGAGACUUCUUUCCACCAUUUCUGCGAGAAGUUUUCCGAGGGCCUCUGGGACACUUGGGUGAAACUCCCGGGCGGGGAUGAAUUCAAGAAGAACACCCACACCGGCAAGGAGGGCUACACGUCGCUGGUGGUGGAGUGCACGUGCGACCAUUCUGGCCGCAUCAUCGCGGCAACCAAGACUUACCCGGGAGCCGAGAACGACAAGACGGUCAUCGCACGGGACAAGUCCAUCUGGCGAAUACGAGAUGAGGAGCCGUGGAAGAGCUAUUAUACAAGGGCGUGGAUCAUCGUGGACGGGGGGUACCCGAAGUCCUUGGAGACAGAUCACGUUGUUUCGACACAAGUUCGCAUUAAACCAACACCCGAUAGUCAUUUUCGGUCUGCCGUAUCACACAUCCCGCUUCUGAUCCCACCGAUCAAGACGCACAACACCGUCGAGGAGCACGAUUGGAGCAGGCGGUUGGAGAGCAUGCGCAAGGACAUCGAGUGUUGCUUCGGCAGAGUCAAGGGGCGCUGGAGGCUUUUCGGUGGUGACAUGUUGUUCUCCACACGACAGAAGGUUGACAACGCGUGGUUCACCGCGUGCAUCCUCCACAACAUGCUCCACAGCUUCAACCGCCUCGACGAGAUGGAGGAGGACGGCGUUUGGGUGGGGUCGGCAGGGAGGUUGGGGGAGGCGACGGCAGUGGCGGCGGCCAUGGACGUGGACGAGGAAAGCGAGGCUCCGACUCCCGGCUUCGAAGAGUUUCGCAGGGAGUGGGAGAAAAAGGAGAUUUUGUGGUUUAAGAGGGCGGAGGUUUAG